UUUAAAUUCUAAAUGUAUUUUUUAUUUUUCAUUAUUAUUUUAUAUCUGAGACAAUACAGAAGUCAUUUUAGGACGGCAGUGACUUCAGCUGAUCAUUUCAGUGAAAAUGCAAUAAAUAGGUUUUGGCUCAGUUUUACUACAUUGAUUGAUGUUUAAUCCUCUGCUGCCAUCUUGUGGAGAAUAGAACGUAUUACAGUGACUGAAAUGUUCUGUAAAAUUGUUAGGAAAAUAUUUAAAUUAAAUGACUGGGAAAAAGACUAUUGAAGUGAAAAACAUAUUAUUGUUAUAACAUUUUAGAGUAUUCUCCUCAAUUAUUAUGAUGUACCUUAAAAUGCAGCAUGUUUCUCAGAUCAGUGUAAUAACAUAUUCAAAUUUUGUUUGUUUUAAACUUUUAUGAGUGAUGAAGAUGUAUUCCUGCAUAUAUGUAUUUUAACUCAGAGCAGUGUGUUUGUGUGUGUGUGUGUGUGUGUGAGUGAGUGAGAUUGGGUGAAAGGUGUUUAUAUGGAUGCAUGUGCUUUAGGGACAGAGAGAAUGUGUGCGAGUUGUUUAUCAGUGUGAGUGUUUGUGUUAGCCUUGAUUAUAUUUGUGUGUGUGUGUGUGUGUGUGUGUGUGUGUGUGUGUGUGAGAUGGUUAUCAGUGUGUGGAUCAGCUCUCUGCAGGUGCAGCAUUAAUGCUGUAUUACACUGGAGUGUUUCCUUUCUCUGAAGUCAGUCUCCUGUAUGUUGGUGUGUUUCUCACCACACUGCUGCGAGCAUCUCUCCUCACACACACACCUCUAGAGACGGAGGUGGAGUUCUGUUCAUCAGUGCUGACGCUCUUUUGAUAAAUAUGGAGAAAGAAAAAAAAAAGCCUCCUCUGAUUUGUCACUGAAAAUGUUUGAUGAUUUCCUCUUCUCUUUCUAAUAAGGUCAUAGUGAGUGUGAUUGGCGGCUGUAGGGAGCUCUUUCUCUCUCUCUCUCUCUCCCUCUCCCUCUCUCUCUUUCUCUUUCUUUCUCUCUCUCUCUCUCUUAGUUUCUUCAGUCUGUCUGGGGGAGUGGAGGUGAAGCUUGUUCUGCUGCUAAGUUGAACGGACUGUGUGCAGGUCAGAGGGAGAUGGACAGCUGUUUGGCUCUCAUUCUUCUGUGCUCCACAAUCUCACUCACCACAGCUGUCAGUGUGAGGUUGGUGGAUGGGGGCAGUCGCUGUGCUGGGAGAGUGGAGGUUUACCGCAGUGGAAAGUGGGGAACAGUGUGUGAUUAUUAUAACUGGGAUAUGACAGAUGCUGCAGUGGUGUGUAGAGAGCUGGACUGCGGAGAGGCUCAGAGUAUUGCUAAGUUUGGUCCAGGAUCAGGACCAACAUUGAUGGGAUUAGUGUCAUGUCGUGGAUCAGAGUCUACACUGAACAGCUGUUAUUUUACUUUAGAUUAUAGUCAUUAUUGCACUUCUCAUGAUCAAGAUGUUGGAGUCACCUGCUCAGAUCACAGAAAGUCCAGACUUGCUGAUGGUCCUGGUCUCUGCUCUGGGAGAGUGGAGGUGCUUCGUGUGAAUACCUGGUCCACAGUGUGUGAUGGUGACUUUGAACAGCAGGAUGCAGAGGUUGUGUGGUCGUCUCUGGUGUUACAUGAGGGGCGAGUGCGGUUGUCUGGAGGGAUGGAGUGUGAGGGGGAAGUGGAGGUGUACUUCAGGCAGGACUGGAGGAGAGUUCUGCUGGACUCCUGGAGUGAGUCUGAUGCCUCUGUGGUCUGUAGACAGCUGGGCUGUGGCUCCAUGUUCAGCUUCUCCAGCUCCUCUCCAUCCAGUCCUGAUCACAGCCACAUGUGUGUGACGGGUUUCAGUUGUUCUGGAAGUGAAGCUCAUCUGGGGAACUGCAGCAGUGCAGAAACAGUCAACUGCAGCUCCAGAGAACAGCUCUUAAUCACCUGCUCUGCUCUUAAUGUAGCCAUCAGGCUGGUUGGCUCUGGGGGAGACUGUGCAGGAAGGCUGGACGUUUUCUACAGCGGCUCAUGGGGGACAGUGAGUGAUGACGUGAGAUAUUGA
Messenger RNA from Colossoma macropomum (tambaqui), 2015 nucleotides. Its product is annotated as antigen WC1.1-like. The coding region runs from base 1092 to 2015 and encodes 307 amino acids. Gene Ontology annotation, cellular component: membrane. The record is from RefSeq and is a predicted model, not a curated record. The transcript has 5 exons. Lineage: Eukaryota; Metazoa; Chordata; Actinopteri; Characiformes; Serrasalmidae.